GAGACGAUCACCCGCCAUUCCCUCGACCAUGCGAUAGUGCUCCGGCAGUCUUCCCCUCCCCCAAAUCGUCUCCGUCCUCGUCCCUGCGCCUGCGUGCUGACCUAGGACGGCUGGUCAUUCUUUCACCUUCUUCGGCUGGUAAAUUCGAAGAAUACAUCCUCACUUCUUGCCGUACACUCAUUUGCUCGCUAUGCUGGCUCCGAAGCCCCCUGUGGACUUGGAGGGCCAUUGCUCUGUCAUCUAUAACAACACUCUUUACGCCUAUUCUGCCCUUGGAUUUGUCUCGCUCGCCCUCGAACGCAAUGCGACAUGGGCCGACUUAACCAUGGGAGAGCCGGUCUCCAAUGCGGCGUGUGUCACGGGUGGGAUUGAUGGGGAUGAAGACAAGCAUGCGCUGUACGUGGUGGGCGGUUCCGGUUCCGGCUCCGAUCUAUCAGGCCUACAGCGUUAUUCCUUUCAAGACGGGAGCUGGACCUCUUUUCCUCACGGAGACCUGGCCAAUCGAACUCGACACCAGGCGGUCUAUCUUUCUAAUUCUUCCAGCAUUCUGGUAUACGGCGGCCAUACCGAUUACGAAGCCGUUGCCUCGUCAGAUACCUUUGUCGCGCACGCCAUGGCUCCCUACCUCCUAGACUCCUACACGGCCACGAAUGCAUCUCCGGCCUGGCUGCCUGUAUUACUGCCCUGGAGCGAUAGCGAAGCAGUCCUGGUAGGCGGCACGACUACCCCCAAGGGCGUUCAUCUGUUUAACCCGACCAGUGGUUGGUAUGAUUCCAACAUAACCCUGGCCAAUGCACUCUCUAGCGAUGUACAGGCUGCGCUGCUCGAUGGCACGAAUGGGACCAUGAUCCUCGAGGCUUUUGACAUGGCGGUUUCACCCAACACAGUCUCCAGCGUAGAGCUGGUCAAGCCAGGAGGCACGCCGGCUAGCCCUGCAACCACGUUGGCGGCCAGCUCUUCGUCCAGCAAGGAAAGGAGAGAGGUGUCUCUGAGCGAUUACCCAACUUAUUCCAGCACCUUGGCCUCUUCUACGACGAGACAGAAUUAUUCGCUCGCGCAAGGUGAAGACGGACUAGUCGUCAUCUCCAGCGGAAGCGGCACGGAUUCACUGGCCAUCUUCAACCAAACGGCCAACAGCUGGGUCAAUACCACGCAGCUGUUUUAUGGGGAGAAGACGUCAGAGCAGCAAAUCCUCGGGUCCAUGACCCACACGGCAGCUACCACUGCAUCGAACAGCAGCUCCUCCGCCAGCACCUCAUCCAGCGCCGCUGCCAGCGGAGGCUCAUCCGGCAGCGACAUUGGAGCCAUUGUGGGUGCUACCCUUGGCGCGAUUCUGGGCGUAGGACUCAUCCUGAUUCUGAUUCUGCUGUGGAUCAAACGGAAGAAGCAAAUCAUGAAACAAGCCCAGAACGGCGACAAAGAAGAUCGAUUGAGCUUCCAGGACCGGGGCGUGGAGCCCUUGGCGCAAUCCGCGUAUCCCAUGGCCAAAAGUCCCGCCCCUAUGGCCGCCGCGUCGGUGGACUCCCUGGCGAUCUUCUCGGGUUCACUGAGCGAUGAAAAGACCCCCCGAUCAGCCGGAGCACGACCUCCUUACGGACAGAACACGAGUCCGCUGAAGCCGAGCCCGCUGGUGACUGUGCAAUCCCCCGACCCUUCUCCGAGCACGUACUCGCCCAGUGCGUACUCCAGCGCUGCCCUCGAUAAGGAACUGUCGGUCAAGGAACUGAACCCCGGUGGCCGCCCGGGCGAUCGGUUGACCAACGAAGGGUGGAGUCGGUACUUCCAAGAUAACAGUGCGACUGACCUGGCCGGGGUGCAGCCACCAACGCUCCAGCCUCCUGCUUCGGGGCUGCGGAGCAACCGGACUGACUCGAGCAGCACCGCAUGGCCGAUCAAGCUGGCGCCCCUGAACUUCGGAUUCUUGGACGAGCCCAAAGCCCUCGGGGGACAAGUGAUCAGCGGCAGUCCCACUACCGAACAUGCAUCGUCGAUCAUCUCCGCAGAGGGCCGACAGAUGAUCAUCCCGGAAAGCCAGUCCGCCCGCAUCUCGACCGCAUCCUCCAUUGACGACGACAUGGAGAGUGAUCCGCACUGGCAAUCCCGCAGCUGGAUGGGGAGACCUCCCAGCAGCACCUACAGUCGAAGCUACUACAACCCCAGCACCCGUGCGCCUUCCAUGGCACCCUCCAUGGCCAUGCCCUCCGAUGGCGACUCCCGGCUCGACCCCUCCAGCGCUUACAACCACCGUGGAUCCAGCAUUCUCAUUCCGGACAGUUUGGCACCGAUGCCGGAACACGACGAACCGGGGCACAGUGGAGGCGGUCAAACAGCCAAUGUGAAUUCCGAUAUGAGCUGGUUGAAUUUGAACGGCGACAAAUGAACCGCCUGGCACUUUCCUGGGCCUUUUCGUCAAUCCACGUGCCCGUCAAUUUACCUCCAGCCCUUCUGCUCCCGUUCUCUCUCUGGUUCCCCUCGACCCCGCUUUACAUCACCGGCUCCUCGGAGGUGUCCCGUGUAAAAAAGUCUCUCUCUCUCUCUCUCUCCUUGACCGCACCGAUCUAUCUGCUAUGGAUGGA
Aspergillus saccharolyticus JOP 1030-1 is the source of this 2576-nucleotide messenger RNA. RefSeq lists its product as uncharacterized. Bases 191 to 2380 code for a protein of 729 amino acids. Lineage: Eukaryota; Fungi; Ascomycota; Eurotiomycetes; Eurotiales; Aspergillaceae. The record is from RefSeq and is a predicted model, not a curated record. Gene Ontology annotation, molecular function: protein binding. The transcript has a single exon.